This is a messenger RNA of Spodoptera exigua (beet armyworm), 6672 nucleotides long. NCBI's taxonomy places the organism in Eukaryota, Metazoa, Arthropoda, Insecta, Lepidoptera, Noctuidae. The record is from the annotation of a GenBank genome assembly.
AAAAAACAAUACUUGGAUCAGGCGACGCGUUUCAUGUGUCUAAAAUGUUUUAAAAUCAAUUAGUUCUAUGAGAUAUAUGUAACAAUUACUAAAAUGUCGGCUAACGAACAGCCGGAUCUGUUGUUUUUCGAUACAUUCUCCCAUGACACCAGUGAGGAACUUAAUUUGGAUUUGGUACAGUUCCCGAAGUCAGUUUAUGUCAGAGAAAUUCGUAUCAUUCCUUUGGGAGCACGAGUGGAAGGGGAUUUUCCUGGAGGAGUGCGUCUUGGAGCAACAAACCCUACAAAGUUUCACAUCGACUUCUUUGUAAAUGACCUCAGUAAGCCUGGUGCAUCCACGUUCGAGGCUCUGGGCAGCUUAGACUACUGCCAGAAUGGACAGAUACACAUGGAGUGUGGGAGUGGACUGGACCAGCCGAGGAUCCCAACUGAUGGACUUGUGCUUAGAGGAUGGUACACAACAAUCACUUUGGCCGUCUAUGGUAACCUGACCCAAGUGCUACCUGAAACUCCAGUGGGUGCUAAUCCCCCUCCAGUAGUGCAGAGACCUGUCGUGACCCGGGAGGUGCCACCAGCUCCUGCGCCAGCUGUCCCACCUAACCCUGAGUGGAACCAAGAGCCCUCAGUCCCAAUACCGGCCUACACUGGUAAUGUGGCUUCUGCUAACCCAGAUGUAUAUGGUCCUAACAACUACCCAGAGAACUAUGAGGGACAGAUGUACAGAGGAGAUUACUAUGAGGCUGAACAACCAAAAGAUCCAAGGACUUACCAGCACAUGGAGGAGAAUACCUGGGAGAAGAGAGACCUCAGCUGUGAAAGGGAGCCUGACAGGAUGCGGCAUAGCCCGCGCUCUAUCGAUCACGACCGAGAUAGAAGAGAUGCGCGCAGUCGGAGACGUUCUCUCGAUAGAGGAAGAAGCCGCGAGUCCUCUAGACUUCGUGAUAGAAGUAGGGAGAUCGAUAGGAUGGAUAGACUUCGAUCUCGAUCCAGGAGUCGCGAUAGAGAUUAUGUAGUGAAAGGAGAAUAUCGGCCUCUGAGCCGAUCACGAUCCCGUAGCAUCGACAGACUACGAGGAAUGUCUACCGACCGCGACCAUGACCGGGACUGGGACAGGGGCGCUUACAAGAAAGAUGAAUACCGCCGACACCGCGAGCCGUCCUACGAUAGAUCUCGUGGCGGAUCCUACGAUAAAGAUGCCGGUUCCUAUGACCGUCGCUCUCCAUACGACAAGAGAGCUCCAUCGUAUGAGAGGAAAAUUCCUUAUGAGAAGCGGUUGUCUCCGUAUGAAAAACGGGCCUCGUCGUAUGAGCGAAGGGCUCCUUCAUACGAGAAACAAUCUUCUUAUGACAGGAAGCGUCACUCUCCCUAUAGUCGCAUCAGAGGGUCGAGUUACAGUAGCCGUUCCCCAAGCCGAGAUGAUCCUCGAAAGCGACCAAGAACUCCGCCAGGAGAGAGUAGCAGGAGACCUUUGUCUCCAAGAGAGGUGGAUGCUACAAGCCCCAUCAACUCCAUACGUUCAGAAGAAGGUGCUGACUACGACAGAAGUGGAAAACAAAUUCCAAGGGUGGACUUCUAUCACCAGAGUUAUCGACACAAACCUUCUAUCCGAAGUCCCUCUCAAGAAGCAGAAAAUGCGGUCUAUGCAGAACAACAACAUAGCAGCUUGGUCACUGUACAAAUAGUUGACAACGCUUCCACGAAGCCCAGGGAAUCACCGAACCGCAAUGUCGACGAAGACAGAUCUAUGGAUGCAGAACAGUUUGAGCCCAUUUUAUCAGACGAAGAUAUUUGCGAUGAUCUGGAGGGUCCCUCUUACAUGGAAGUUGAUUAUGACGUGAAUGAUUACUGCGGCGUAGAUGACAUCAUCAAAUAUUACAAUCCUUUCAAAUGUGAGUGGAAUAAGUAUGAGUACGUUAAUAAGAUACAUUUGUUAGGACCCAAUAAAGAGGGUGCCAAGGAUGUGUUGACUGCGACAUUUGAUGAGCUGUGUGAUGCUAGUCCAGAAUUAUUUAAGAUCUCUGAAUUAGCAAAAUCUAAUAAGAAGUUAGACCAAAUAUAUUUCGCGAACACAUUUCUUGAAAUUGACAACACAGCGAGAGAGGAGUGGGUGCAUCAGUGUGAACAACUUUUCGUUUCAAUUACUACACUUUUUAAAAAUACAGACAUUGUCCUAAGAAUCUUUAAGAAUCCAAAUCGUAAUGAUUCCUCGGAUGAAUUUACUGAGAUAUAUCAACUGCUGGUAUCUUUCUGUAAGAUUGGACUGACAUUUGACUUCGCUCUGGCACAACAACAGCCGACCUACAAGAUACGCCACAUGAAGUGCGGCAUACGGCUCGCUGAGGCUCUGAUGGGCCACAGACACAAUGGAGAUGUGAUGAAACUACUGCUCUCCUCUGGCGUGGACAUGCCUAUGUUGCUGCUGGAUAUGUAUUCCAGGGAAUAUAUGGCCUUGAGUAUUCGUCUCAUGAUUUUGAAAGCAUUGAACGCUUGUCUCUCUUCGAAGGAGUCCAUAGAUCAUUUCAUGAAGGAAACUAUUUUCCCUAAGUUUGAUAAAAGUGAUGACAGAAAACCGAGAAAUGGUUAUCAAGCCUUAAUAAAGAUGAUGCAAACUAAUCCUCUAGCCAGGCUGAAGUUCUCCAUCAGCGCUUUGAUAAAAAAACUGAACAUUUACGAACUAUUACACAAACUACGGAAUUUGGUAAUAGACUUCAGUAAAUCAGGAGAUGAUUGUGAGCUCUCCGAGGCUGACUCGCAUUUCAUAGUGAACUCUUUCGAGGAGAUAUUGCAUAUGUAUCGGUCGCAGUGCUUCCACUUGUCACAGCCAAAGCGUUUCCUUCCCGUGUCCGCUCAGUUCGAGAUCAGUAAAGAAUGCUCUAAUGAAACCUUACUAGAGUUCUUCAAUAUCCAUCAGAUUCUAGAAGUUUGUUUGUAUCUAUUAACAUGUCCCGGGACAUGUAAUAAUCUGGUCGUAGUAAGUCCCAUCCAUGAUUUGAUCUACGAACUAAUUAAUUCUCAAAAUGGAUUGAACUUCCUUUACAACAACAUAGAGAUGAGUGGACUGCUGUUCAAGACACUGACUCUUCCGUACAGUCAACAGAAUACUGAGGACUUUGUCUACCCUCACGACCUGAGCAAUUAUAGCGACCUACAAAUAUUGGGUUUGGAACUUGCUUACAGAUUAAAGGCUUUAUAUUACUUGCAAUCAAUAUGCGACCAGCAAGCAGGGAAGGCGGAUGAAAACGAACUGAUCGAUCGGCUGCAAUCUCUUUACUGUCUCAGUUUCGGUAGCAUCGGCAGGACUGCUGUGCCGGACGUCAUAGUUAUGGGUGAUAAUGCUGAAUGCCUGAUGGAGGUGUUCGAGAACGAUUUGAAAUCCAAGACUAAAAAUGAAUCUCCUUUAAAACAAAAAUCUCCAGCAAAGGGAUAUGCCAUCGAGUUGAUCGUCUCUGCAGUGAGGUUCGCUGCCAAUGUGCCAUUCUUGAAGAAAUAUGGACAAAGACUCAUUAAUGUAUCCAAGGAACACGAUAGAUUCGAGCCAAGCGUGUCGAGCGUACUGCAGGAAGUUACUCCCUAUCUGAAGCCUGUUGAAAAUCCAACAGUUUUGUCUGGGGAAGACAUGACAGAGUGCGUGGAAAUACUAAAGGCGACCUUAGAACACGCUCCUGACCUGCCAGGAGAGCUGAUGACAUGUUUGAGAAUCUUGCGGCACUAUUGUAUAUCGGAUUACGAAAACAAUGUGACAAUUGCUUGCGAGUCCGCAACAGAGGAAUAUGUAGAGCUCAAAUACAAGUAUAACGUGCUGCAACUGUUCUCCCUGGACGGCGUGGCUCACCUGGCCGGAGUCCUGGACCGAUUGGCUACACAUUUCGACCAACCCAGUAUGCACACUUCAUUUUUCGCCUCGGUGAAAGGUCUGCAGCUUGCACAGAUAUUGCUGCCGUGUCUUCGACUACUAGACUCAAUGUUAUCUAGAGUAGUUCGCUGCCGAGGACCAAGAUUCCGUGACUUGACUGCAGCUCCUGUUCUAUUGAAAACAUACGGAAUAGCGAAGGCAUACCCAGUAGGGUCGGUGGGGUACAGAACCGCUGCCAAAGCUGCGGAGGCUUCAGUGAGAUCAUUACUAGCUUACGCUCAACCGAUAGCUGAUGACGCUAACGACGGUGACUCCAUCCGCAGAGGUCCUUGGACUUCUCUCUGUUCCGAAGUGAUCUCAUACAUCACGACAGCUCCGUACACGUUCGUACCAGGCCUGCUAGUCUUCUCUGAACUUCUUCCACUACCACUGCCAAUGCAAACUAAGACGCCGCCUACAGACCGGGAAUUAGCAGAUGCAUCUAACGAGAGACGACUAUGGUCAGCCCAUCUCCACGCACUAUCCAACGACUUGACGGAUAUGAUACAGAUAAUCUGCAUGUCGACCUACCGGCCAGUGGUGCACAUGCUGCGCAGAGUGUGUGUGCAAAUAGCUGACCUCGCCCCUAACACCGCGGCCACGGUCGCUCGGGCAGCUGUUGGCGCCGUGAUGCGGGAACUGAAGCCGGCAGAGCCAGCCACCGCCAGUGUGGCGCGAGUGCUGGGCUUUCUAGCGUGCCUAGUGUCGCACGCACCGGUCAAGUGCGCGGUACUGCAUGCUAUGAACGGUGGCAGCCCCCGGGCGACCGACGUCCAGACCGCGCUGUGCUCGGUGCUGGGACUGGCCAACGCCAGCCACGAACACGCGGCGGCACAAGAGUACGCGGCGCACGCACUGGCCGCCUUCUGUGAUGCUGAGAUUACACUUACCCCCGUAGGUGGUACGACAGACAUCAUUUUAUCAAACUCUUUGCCGAACAAAGACGCCUUAGUCGCAUUUUUAGACUCUACGGCCGACUGCCUCGAGUCCACUACGAAGACCUGCUCUGUAGCGUCGUCUAUACUCCGAACGUACUUCGUGCUUACGGAACAUGAGUAUGGGUUCCAACAGUUCAGGAAAUUCGUAUCCAAGAGGAGAGAAAGUCUCGGAAAGUUCUUCAAAUGGGCCUUAGAAGGCCAGGGAGAAGAUAAAGCAGAGUGUUUGAGUUUGUAUAUAGAUCUCAUCAGGAUCCUAAAGAUGGAAGAAGGCGAAGGGUCAGUGGGUCGGAAGACAAUGCUCACAGUGGGUGAGAUGGCUGACAUGGUGGGGUACUCACCUUCUGACGAGGAGCAUCCUGUUCUCAAAUUGGAUAUAAUUUUUAGACCAAGAGAACAACACAGCAAUUUUAAUCACCGUUUUCAGGAAAGAAACUCUGACGAAGAUGCCCUAGCGAAUGCGGGCUUCCUCGCCAGUCACCUGCAGAAGCUGAAAACUUUGGAGGAGCCGGGCACUCCUCCCGAGGUGCAGGAGAUGGUGCUACCAGCGCCAGAGAGUCUGGUGGCACAGUUCCAGGCGCGGACCAUCUACUCCCUCGGGGACGCCAGCGACGAGAGGCUCACCUCCAGCUACUGGCUCAACGUGCCCGCCGCCGGGGGCGAAGACGACGUCAAUGAUAGCGAGCUGGUACCGUGUGACGUGGUGUCGCUGGCGUCGCAGCUGGUGGCGGGGGGCGGGGAGGCGCUGUGCAGCGCGGUGCGGCGCCUGGCGGGCUGCGCGGCGCUGGGCGCGGCGGCCGGGCCCGGCGGGGGCGGGGCAGCCGGGGCCGACGCCGCGCCGCGGGACGACAAGCGGCCGCCGGUGGCGCUGUCGCGGGUACGCGCGGAGGGGGGCGCGGACGCGUUCCGGUCGCGUCCGCCAAACACGUCGCGCCCCCCCUCGCUGCACGUCGACGACUUCACCGCCCUUCACCAGCCCUACACCGCCACGCAGCUCACCAGAGGUAUGCGGCGAGGCAUUGCUGUGGCAGACCGCGGUCGGUUUGCUUCGGCCGCUCCCAUGCACGCCCAUCACCGACACCUUCGCGGACGCGGUGCCUGGGAGAUGGGAGCCUCACACUUUGGACACUUCCCGCCUGCUUCGCAGUAUAUGAUGGGUGGCAUGGGCUGGGGCGGCGCAGGGCGCAUGUCUCGAGGUCCGCGGCACCGCUCCUUCAUGCGAUGACCUCACGCCCUCACCAGGGUGCCGCUGCACUCAUCCCUGGCGUGAUGCACCCACACAUACUGCGCAUAUACAGAGCUACCAAUCUCUUAAUUACCAUAUACUUUACCCUACAAUUGGACAUGAUUACGAAGCAACUCCUCAUCAAUAUAAAAAUGCUAUCCUCAUGUGACUUAUUCCACAGUAUUCACUCGAGGGUAUCAACUUUUAACCACUAAAGUAAAAAUUAACCUUAGACCGUGGUAAAUUCAUUCCCAAGCGGACGAAAGGAAAACUUGUGUCGACUCUAUUCACCUAUCCUACGUCGCUUGGGUGAAAUAAUUCAUUAAGUGGAAACUUAAUGUGUCUUGAACUUUUACACCUAAAUGAAUGAAAUGUAUAACAAUCGUGUUCGUGAAGGACUGAUGGCAGUCGUUUCACAAAAGAUAUUGACUUGUUUGGAUAAUCGAAGCCUCUCAUUGUUGCAUUUUUAUUGAUUAAACAUCAUAAUUGUAAAUAAUACCCCUGCUAAGUGUUACAACUGAAUAUUUAAAAGAAAAUAGACACGUUUGUCAGUAAGUUUUAGUUUACUCGCACAUUUAGUGCUCAAUGUAUGUAGUUGUCAAAUAAAAACUGUAUAUCAUA